This is a messenger RNA of Necator americanus (New World hookworm), 1098 nucleotides long. RefSeq lists its product as uncharacterized. NCBI's taxonomy places the organism in Eukaryota, Metazoa, Nematoda, Chromadorea, Rhabditida, Ancylostomatidae. The coding region runs from base 1 to 1098 and encodes 365 amino acids. The record is from RefSeq and is a predicted model, not a curated record. The transcript has 8 exons.
AUGGUACUUCUUGAAUCAGUGUUGUUUCUUGUUGCCAUCUGUCAUGGAUUGAAUGAAAACGAUAUUCCGGAGAAUUUGAGAAGAAAUUUUGAUCGAAAUAAAGUAAUCCUGCCGGCAUCGCAUCAAAUUGGCGAGUCUCUCUAUGAAAAUGUGACAAUUCGUGCAUUCACGACAGUACUGAAAAGCUUAGCUGCUGAAAGGUGGAAAUCGCUAGCAAAGGAGUUGGCGUCUUAUGAUCAUAAAAAAAGAAUUCGGGAACGGCUGGCAUCAAUGUUGACGAGAGGAAACGCUAUGUUUUUCGGAAGUCAUUCAGUUAAUGAAAUCGGUCCAAACGAAGCCAUGGAUACUGGAGACAAAUCAACUUUACAUCACUUUAAUUCCUUAAUUAGAAGAGACAAUAUUAUUUCGGGAGUCAUACUAGCCGCAAAAGCAUCCGGACAUGACAUCAAGGACAACAAAUCGCUUCGUGUACUGUCUCCACGAAUUGGAAAACAGGAAGAAGAUCAAAGAGAGGUGUCGGUGUUAUCGCCAGACAUUACAUUUCUCGGUCAUCGAGACGAUGUAGAUGUCAACGGCAAAAGUCAGCUACUUGAACUGAUAAUGGAAAUUAGUGGAGCAACAUCCGGAAUGAGGAAGGCGCUCGAGAAUGUGAAAAAAGCGGAUCAGAUGCUAGCGAACGCCGAUGUUCAAAUGACAAAAACGGAUGUCGAAGACGUACUUGGCAAGAAAGAAAGGCAAAAAAUAGAAGUCAUACAAAGCAUGGAAAAGAAGUACACAUCUGAACAGAUGAAUUCGUUUGAAAAACGUGGUUUUGCAUUCAUGACAUCUACGCAAAGGAGACUAGUGUAUGGACCAUCAUCACCGUUCUACGAUAAAUAUGGUGAUCGACGAGCAAGAGGACUAAACGCUGUCGAUCUGGAGAAGAAACUAAUCAAUUUAAUACGAUUACAAGCACUUGGAAUGUCCGACUAUAAUCGACGAAUGAGGAUUGAUCUUAUCAGAUCGCCUACCGUUCUAGCGAAUUUCAAAGGUUUGUCAUACUCGCACAUUCUCGCGCUAAGUUGUGAACAAUUCACUGAAAAAAUCAAUACUUCUUAA